Messenger RNA from Daucus carota subsp. sativus, 1173 nucleotides. Its product is annotated as heterodimeric geranylgeranyl pyrophosphate synthase small subunit, chloroplastic. The transcript has a single exon. The record is from RefSeq and is a predicted model, not a curated record. Gene Ontology annotation, molecular function: prenyltransferase activity. Lineage: Eukaryota; Viridiplantae; Streptophyta; Magnoliopsida; Apiales; Apiaceae. The coding region runs from base 102 to 1004 and encodes 300 amino acids.
UGCUUUGUCAAAAAAAAAAAAAGAACACAAAUCUACCCACCACGACUCAAAAACACAUUAGCUACCUACCGUUUCUUCUCUCCCUUGACCAAGAUCCUUUGAUGGCAGCAACAGCUAUUUCCCAUCUUCAUGGAAAGCUAUCAAGCAAAGUUUGUUCACCUCCCAUUUCAAAUCCAAGCCGCUCAUUCUAUCGCCCCAUAGUUUCUACUAGUAUGGAGCAGCAAAACAAAUCAUAUUGGGCUGCCGUUGAGACCCAAAUCGAUUCUCAUCUCAAGAAGUCCAUAACCAUCCGGCCUCCAACCUCUGUUUUCGAGCCCAUGCAUCACCUCACAUUUUCUGCUUCCAAGAGUACGGCCCCGCCGUUGUGCAUCGCGGCGUGCGAGCUCGUCGGCGGCUCACCAGACGAUGCUGUCACGGCGGCGUCGGCCAUUCAUCUCAUGCAUGCCGCCGCUUUCACCCACCAGCAUCUCCCAUUAACUGACGGGCCUAUGCAGGUGGGAUCCACCGUCGAACAUGUAAUGAAGCCCAACAUAGAGCUUCUUACACCCGAUGGCAUGGUGCCUUUCGGGUUCGAGCUAUUGGGCCUGUCUGAACAGGCACAGAACAAUUCCGACAGGAUCCUGCGCGUCAUCAUAGAGAUUUCACGCGCUGUCGGAUCCCAGGGGAUCGUGGAUGGGAUGUAUCAGGAGCUGGUGUACGCGAAAGGCGAGGGCGAGGAUGAACAGAUGGUGGAGUACGUGUGUGAGAAGAAGGAAGGUGAGUUACACGCGUGUGCGGGAGCGUGUGGAGCCAUACUGGGCGGUGGGAGUGAAGAAGAGAUAGAGAAAUUGAGGAAAUACGGACUUUAUGUUGGGAUGAUACAAGGAAUGGUUAAUGGAGUUGGGAAAAAGCUUGGGAGCAGAUUAGAAAUUGCCAACAAAUGGAGAGGCUUGGCUAUCAAAGAAUUGGAAGCAUUUCAUGGCAGAAAUGUACACCAGAUUUCAUCACUUCUGGAGAUGGACUAGGCGUCGUAUUGUUUGGCUUCAACUUCAACCAUGUAGAAGGUCAAUAAGAGGACAAUAAACAAUGAAUCACUACAAGUUUUUUUGGUUUCAAAAAAACUUGUCCUCCUACAAUGAAUUAUUUCUAAAUUUUCAUCUCGGGAUAAGAAAUAUUUUCAAAUUUGUUUCUUAA